AUGCGCGGCAACAACAACGUCGGGAAGGCCGCGAUGGCCGUGAUCUUUGGCCUCGGCGGCGCGUACACGGGCUUCCUCCUGCAAGAGCGGUUCCUUGAAGAGCGCCGCGUUGCCAAGCGCGUCGAAGACGAAGCCCAACGGCGCUUUCGCCUCGAAAUGCAAGCCACGAGCCAGCAACCACCGUACUUGUCAGUAGCCGGCCUCGCGACGUGCUCUGGAAACACUAUGUGUUACAUUCUGAGCUGCCUUGCGCAGGCGACGACGGUCCAGCGAGGCUUGUGUUUUCGCUGA
This is a messenger RNA of Saprolegnia parasitica CBS 223.65, 291 nucleotides long. RefSeq lists its product as hypothetical. The record is from RefSeq and is a predicted model, not a curated record. The transcript has 2 exons. Lineage: Eukaryota; Oomycota; Saprolegniomycetes; Saprolegniales; Saprolegniaceae. The coding region runs from base 1 to 291 and encodes 96 amino acids.